This is a messenger RNA of Anopheles funestus (African malaria mosquito), 1439 nucleotides long. Its product is annotated as retinol dehydrogenase 12-like. The transcript has 5 exons. Lineage: Eukaryota; Metazoa; Arthropoda; Insecta; Diptera; Culicidae. The record is from RefSeq and is a predicted model, not a curated record. The coding region runs from base 195 to 1172 and encodes 325 amino acids.
AUCACUACCUUGUGUGUGGAAAGGCUUCUCUCUAUCGGCUUUCGUCGUGGUGUGAUGCAGAAGCAUAAAAAAACCAUUACAAUCCAACCACGCUUCGUUCGGUCAUAUAAUCUGGUGCUGCUGGGUAAGUGGCUACAGCGCAACAAUUGGUUCCGUCCCGCGUGCAGUUUGAAGAGUAAAGCAGAGAGGACAACAUGUUGCUGAGCGUCGUGAUAGGAGCGGCUGUGGCAGUGCUAACUUACAAACUGGCCAGGCUUUUUAUUGAGGGCGGUCAGUUUCGGAAAAAUACUCGGUGUGAUGGAAAGGUGAUUCUCAUCACGGGUGCUAACACCGGCAUUGGUAAGGAAACAGCCCGAGAAUUGCUGAAGCGUGGCGGAAAGGUGUAUAUCGCUUGUAGGUCUCUGAAACGUGCCAACGAGGCACGAAAUGAUAUAGUUUCACAAACUGGUUUGAGCGAUAUUCAUGUGCGCGAGCUGGAUCUUGCAUCAAUGGAAUCUAUACGAUACUUUGCAAAGAGGUUCCUGGAGGAAGAGCGACGAUUAGAUCUACUGAUCAAUAAUGCAGGCGUAAUGGCAUGCCCGAAGGCAUUGACCAAAGAUGGCUUUGAACAUCAACUUGGGGUGAACCAUCUUGGACAUUUUCUACUCACGAAUCUGUUAUUAGAUCGACUAAAAGCAUCAGCGCCCAGUCGGAUCAUCAAUCUGUCCAGUCUUGCGCACAAGUUCGGCAAGAUCAAUCGAAAGGAUUUGAACAGUGAGCAUUCUUACAAUCAGGUGACAGCCUAUUGCCAAAGUAAACUUGCCAAUGUGAUGUUUACUCGUGAACUUGCCAAACGUCUUCGCGGUACGGGAGUAAAAGCGUACGCUGUUCAUCCCGGAACUGUCGACACGGAUCUUCCACGUCACAUGGGUUCUCUAUUCUUUCUGUUCGAUCACAAGUUGGUAAAACCGUUGCUUCGGGUAGCCUUUAAAACGCCACUUUCCGGAGCUCAAACCACGCUCUACACUGCACUGGACGAGGAUUUGCAGGAGGAAAGCGGCAAUUAUUAUGCCGACUGUCGAGAGCAAAAGCUAAGUACGUACGCACUUAACGACGAGAUGGCUACAUGGCUUUGGGAGGAAAGCGCACGUAUGACGGGUCUAAGCGAAGAAGAAAGCGUAAAAAAAAUGUGAUAAAAAAUGUCAUGUUUUUGGAUUGUAUACAUGCUUCUUGGGAAGGUUUCUCAGUUGCUCUCUGUUUAGUUUUAGCUCUCUUUAGCGGUUUUGCUUUGACCUCACGUACGUGUCGUAGGUUUGGUCCAAUAAAAAACUAUUUGGUUAUAACAUAGUACAUAGUUUAAUCAUUAAACAAAAAAACACAGAUUUUAUAAUGACGAAAACAGAAGAAGAGAUUGUCAUUGCCAAACACAUUUAAUACACAACGCAUUAGUAUUCUGAGCA